GAAGAAAUAGUUCAAGUGUCAAGAGUGAUUUGUUGGCAGGGUGGAUUCGUCUUAAGAUAAGCGCCGCAAUAUCACAAAAAUGAGUGAGUCUGAUAGUGACGACUGGUUCAACAAGGACCUUGAGGACUUUAAAGUGACGAGGAAAAGAGAAUCAGAAGAAGGGAGUAAAGAUAGAGGAGCCAUCAGAGAUGAAGCAACCAAUGUAAGCUCGAUAGUCGGGGAUUCCCCGAGUUGCGCAACAGCAGAAACGCGUGGAGACGAGCUUGGAGAACUUGAAAGCUACUGGAGCUUUGCAAAUUGUCCUCCUGAAUAUUCCUGGAGAAGACCGUUCAAAGGAGGUCCAACUCAUUCCCGGAAACCAUUGCGAAACAUGAGCGAAGAGGUCGGCAAGGCGUCAAAAAGCGGCUCUCUCUUUGGAGCUCAAGCUGAGUUGAAUCCGGAGUGCAGCUCACACACUUACAAGAGACCACGCAAGAAGGAAACGGAUCGGAAAGUCAGUAAGAAUCAGCUCUUUUCCAUUGCAAAAAUGGACUCAAUUGAGGUCUUCUUGGAGAUCAUGUACAACCUGGAUAAUAUGCAGGAACUUUUCCUUGAUAAGAAGCUAUCACAUGGAACAAUCGUUCUGAUGAUUGUCAUCCUUGGGAAAAUGCAUGAACUUCCAAUGACGAAGCAUUUGGAGAGCCUUGCAGUGAGGAUUUUCGGGUCUGAUAUUGUACUGCGCGACAAUAUCUUGGAUUACGUGAGAUUUGCAGUGGAUUUGGAGGAGAAGAAGAAACCGAAUUCACUGCCUUUUGCCGCUCAAGUCUGGGGCUGUUUGGAGAGUUUCUGCAGCUUUGCGAAGAGAAUUGAAGGAAGUAGGAAUUGUUGGGCUUAUUUUACUCGCGCCAUUUGCAGAAUCCUUGAAGGCAAGACUGAAGGAUCUCUGCAGACGAAGUACGCAAUCUUCUCUAAGAUCAGAGACGAAAUAGAGAAUAACUGGAGAUUCACUGACUCCAAAGAGGCCACUAUGAGUGAUCUCGAGAGUGAACCAGUUCUGCAGUGUCCAGAAACGACGAAUGGAAAGUUCCAAGACGUUGAAAGCUACCUGACAUUCAACAUUGUGUUCCUGAAAAGCCAUUUCCUCACUCCUCUGUACAACGGCGUGCAAGAGUGUCGCAAACUGACGAAAGAGGAAAAGCAAGACGUCGUCCUUAAGAAUAUCGGAGGAACAAACGUCUUCCCUUGUGUAAGGAUUCGCAAAAGUUACCCGUCGAUCAUGAGUCCAAAUGAUAAGUUCUUCAUCCUAGACUUAGUGCCUCACGAUCGAGUGGAUUACAAAUUGCCACAAGAUUUGAAGGAGAAGAUCAACGAUGCUGAUAUUUUUUUAGAAGGUGGAACUUUCUUGUUCAUGUCAACCACAUCGAGCUUCAAAGAUGCCAAACCUGUGAUUCCACUUUCAGCUCUUUACAUCGUUGGCGACAUUGAAGCUUACGCCAAAGAGAACGAAAAGUGGCGAAUCAUCAAGAACAGACUGGAAGCGAAGGAAGCGAUUGGGUCUGGAUUGCCGAUCAAAUGCGAGAAGCACGGAAGUGAGAUGAUCAUGCGCGGCCCAGAAGACUUUCUGGAGUUUGCUGAAGAAGGAUGUUCAAUUGGAAAGACCCUCGGCGAAUCUUGUCUGUAAAAUCUGCAUUUCAACGUGAUUCACUGCCUUCACUGAGCCGUUAUUCAUUUCUUAAAACACCAAGAAAGAAGGUGGAGAAUCACUUCAUGGACAGAGAUAAAAGAGCUCUUCAUAUCAUCGCACUUUUUCUUAUGGAACUUGGAUUGAAAUUUGGAAUGAGACAGAAUUGAUCUUGUACUUUUUGAAAUAAAUACGUUAUUAAUGUUGAGAAUCAACCACAGAAUUUGCAAGUC
Phlebotomus argentipes is the source of this 1893-nucleotide messenger RNA. RefSeq lists its product as uncharacterized. The transcript is spliced from 5 exons. The record is from RefSeq and is a predicted model, not a curated record. Lineage: Eukaryota; Metazoa; Arthropoda; Insecta; Diptera; Psychodidae. The coding region runs from base 80 to 1660 and encodes 526 amino acids.